CAGCGCCGCCCCUGACGUGUUCAGGGCCAGCCUGCUCCGUGCCCAGCUCUGUGUCCAGGAGCUCCAGGGGGCCAUCGAGGGACAGCCAGACCUCCCCUGGGACCACCCCCAGCAUCUCCAGGAACUCCAGGACCACCACCAGGAUCUCCAGGAUCUCCAGGACUACCUCCAGGAGCUCCAGGACCACUCCAAGGACCUCCAGGACCACCACCAGGAUCUCCCCCAGGACCUCCAGGACCUCCAGAACCAUCCCCAGGAUGGGGCUGGGAGCCUCUCCCAAGAGGUCCAAGGCCAUGGAUCCACGUUUGAGGAGAUCUCCCAGGUGUCCAUGGAUGGUGCCAUCCCUCUGAAGCCCAUGUCCAUGGAUGGAUCCAUCCCACCCAAUCCCAUACCAAUGGAUGAGAACAUCUCCCAGGAGUUCCAAAGUCACAGAUCCACAUUUGAGAACAUCUUCCAGGUGUCCAUGGGCGUGGACAUCCCACCCAAACCCAUGACCAAGGAUAAGAACAUCUCCCAGGCGUCCAUGGAUGGAUCCAUCCCACCCAAUCCCAUGCCCAUGGAUGAGAACACCUCCCAGGAGCACCAAAACCAUGAAUCCACGUUUGAGGAGAUCCUCCACAUAUCCGUAGAUGGCUCCAUCCCACCCAAACUCACAACCAUGGAUGAGAACAUCUCCCAGGAGUUCCAAAGCUACAGAUCCACAUUUGAGAACAUCUUCCAGGUGUCCAUGGGCGUGGACAUCCCACCCAAUCCCAUAUCCAUGGAUGAGAACAUCCCACCCAAACCCAUGCCCAAGGAUGAGAACAUCUCACCCAAACUCAUGACCGUGGAUGACAACAUCUCUCAGGAGUUCCAAAGCUACAGAUCCACGUUUGAGGAGAUCCUCCACAUAUCCAUAGAUGGAUCCAUCCCACCCAAACUCACAACCAUGGAUGAAAACAUCUCCCUCGGUCCCAUGACUGUGGGUGAGAACAUCCCCCAGCAGCACCAAAGCCAUGAAUCCAUGUUUAAGGAGAUCCUCCACAUAUCCAUAGAUGGAUCCAUCCCACCCAAACCCAUGACCAUGGAUGAGAACACCUUCCAGAACCUCCAGAGCCAUGAAUCCACGUUUGAGGACAUCCUCCAGGUGUCCAUGGAUGGCUCCAUCCCACCCAAACUCAUGCCCAAGGAUGAGAACACCCCACCCAUGGAUGAGAACAUCUCCCAGAACCUCCAGAGCCAUGAAUCCAUGUUUGAGGAGAUUCUCCAGGUGUCCGUGGAUGGAUCCAUCCCACCCAAACUCAUGCCCAAGGAUGAGAACACCUCCCAGGAGCACCAAAGCCGUGAAUCCACACUCGAGGACAUCCUCCACAUAUCCAUGGAUGGAUCCAUCCCACCCAAACCCACAACCAUGGAUGGAUCCAUCCCACCCAAGCCCAUGGAUGAGAACAUCUCCCAGAACCUCCAGAGCCGUGGACCCAUGCUCGAGGACAUCCCCCAGGUGUCCAUGGAUGGCUCCAUCCCACCCCAGGCCGUUCCCAGGGACCAAAGCUUUGGGUUCCUCUCUGGGAACACCUCCCACGUGUCCAUGGCUGGUCCCACCUCCCCCAGUCCCGUGGCCACGGCUGGGCCUGGCCCGGCCCAGUGCCGGGAGCGCGAGCUGAGAGACGGGAACGUCUCACCCGGCAUUGUCACCGUGGGUGGGGACAUCUGCCACAGGUCUGGGGGUGGGGACAUCUCAUCAGGAGCUGUGACCAUGGGUGGGGACAUCUGCCAGAGGUCUGGGGAUGGGGAUGUCUCAUCAGGGGCUGUCACCAUGGGUGGGGACGUCUCAUCAGAGACUGUGACCAUGGAUGGGGACAUCUGUUGCACCUCCAGGGAUGGGGACAUCUCAUCAGGGACCAUGGCCAUGGGUGGGGACAUCUCAUCAGGGACAGUGGCCAGGGGUGGGGACAUCUCAUUAUGGACAGUGACAAUGAGUGGGAACAUCUCAUCAGGGACAGUGUUCAGGGGUGGACCCCCCUCCCUGGAGGACGUUCCUGUGGAUUCCAGGGUGUCACCCAAGCCCGUGGACAGCCCCACCAUGGCCGGGAUCACCUUCUCCAAGCCCUUGACCUUUUCCUUUUCCCUGGAGCACCUGGCCAUGGGUUUGGCCAUCUCAUCCCAGUUGGGUGGCACCAACUUGUGCAGACCCAUGGCCAUGGCUGGGACAAUGUCACCUGAACCUGUGACCAGGGAUGGGACAAUGUCACCCAAAUCUGUCACCAUGGAUGGGACAAUGUCACCUGAACCUGUGACCACAGGCAGGACCAAUUCUGCAGAACUCAUGGCCACAGAUUCAACGAACUCAGCCCAGACUGCGGCCAGGGAUGGGACAAUGUCACCCAAACCUGUGGCCAGGGAUGGGACAAUGUCACCUGAACCUGCGACCAUGGGUGGGACAAUGUCACCCAAACCUGUCACCAUGGAUGGAACAAUGUCACCCAGAUCUGUCACCAUGGAUGGGACAAUGCCACCUGAAUCUGUGGCCAUGGAUGGGACAAUGUCACCUCAAUCUGUGACCAGGGAUGGGACAGUGUCACCCAAAUGUGUGACCAGGGAUGGUCCCAUGUCCCCCAGACCCACAACCAUGGAUGGUCCCAUCUCCCCCACACCCCAAACCCCCAAACACAGCCAGGAGGAAGAGGAAGGUGAUGAUGAUGAUGACAAUGACAAUGACAAUGAUGAUGAUGGUGACCACACCACCAAUGACCACGAUGACCACGGCAGCUCCUCCCAGAAGGAUGAAGAAGAGGAGGAGCUGGAUGAGGAUGAGGAUGAAGAUGAAGAUGAGGAUGAGGAUGAGGACAAGGAUGAAGAUGAGGAUGAAGAUGAAGAUGAGGAUGAGGAGCCCCAUUUCCACACCAACCCCCUGUUCCAGAGCCCGCUGCCCCCGGGGGUGCCCCCCUGGCGUCCCCACGGUGCCACCCUCGGUGCCACCCUCGGUGCCACCCCCUGGUGCCACCCCCCAGGACCCCCAGGCCCGGCACUCUCGGACCCCCCGGAUCCCCCCAUGGAAUUUGGGGACCCUCUGGAUCCACCCCCUGAAUUUGGAGACCCCCUGAAUUCCCCCAUGGAAUUUGGGGAGCCCCUGGAUCCCCCUCCAGAAUUUGGGGACCCCUCAGAUCCACCCCCAGAAUUUGGGGACCCCCUCACCCCCCUGGAUGUCACCCCUGAGGGGGGAAUUUGGGACCCCCCCAGUCUAUGGGACUCCCCAGAUUUACCCCAAAAAGAGGGACCCCAAAACCCCCCAGAACCCCCAAAUUUGCCCCAAAAAUGGGGGGUCCAACCUUUCCCAGCCCCCUCAGAUUUGCCCCAAAAGGAGGGACCCCAAAUUCCCCCAGAUUUACCCCAAAAAGGGGGUGUCCAGUUUACCCCAAUCCUCCCAGAUUUACCCCAAAAAGAGGGGGACAAAAUCCCUCCAGAACCCCCAGAUUUGCCCCAAAAAAGGGAACUCCAAAGCCCCCAAAUCCCCCCAGAUUUACCCCAAAAAGGGGAACCCCAAAGUUUUGGGGGUUCCCCUCCCCAAACCCCCAACCCCGAGCAGCCGCCCCCCGAGACCGGCCCGGAGCCCCCGCGGGACCCCCCGAGCCCCGACCCGUCGGCCCUGGCCCGGCGCCUUUUCCGCCUGGACGGGGUCAGGAAGUCCCAGGUGGCCUCGUUCCUGCGCAAGGACACGGAGUUCAGCUCCCGCCUGGCCCACGAGUACCUGGGGCUGUUCCAGUUCCGGGGCCUGAGCCUGGAGCAGGCGCUGAGGCAGUUCCUGCGGGCUCUGGUGCUCUCAGGGGAGACUCAGGAGCGCGAGCGAGUGCUGAGACAUUUCUCCAGUCGGUACCACCAGUGCAACCCUGGGGCUUUUCCCUCUGAGGACUCCGUUCACACCCUGACCUGUGCCCUGAUGCUGCUCAACACCGACCUGCACGGACAGCGCCUGGGCAGGGCCAUGAGCAGCUCUGAGUUCGUGUCCAACCUGAGCGGGCUGAUGGACGGCAGGGACUUCCCCCGGGAGCAGCUCAAGGCUCUUUACGGAUCCAUCCGCAGCCACAAACUGGAGUGGGCAACGGACGACGAGGACGAGCCUGGGGCGGAUCCCCAAAACACCAAAAACUCCAAAAAGAAUCCCAAAAACCCCAAAAACCCCAAAAUGCCCCAAAUCCCCCAAAUCCCCCACCCAGAGCCCGAGCCCGGGGCCGGCCCCGGCCUGAGCGGGAUCCUGAGCAGGAAGGUCCUGGCAGAGAGCGACGGGAAAAAGGCCCCCUGGGGCCGCCGCGGCUGGAAGCGUUUCCGUGCGGAGCUGCGGGGCUGGGCGCUGCUGUGGCUGCGGGAUCCCCCCGAGGGGCCCCAGGAGGUUCUGGGGCUCCCCCACGCCCUGGCCCAGCCCCAGCCCCGCAGCUCCCGGCGGCCGCACGUGUUCCUGCUGCGCUGCGGGGACCGGAGACAGCUGCUGUGCCAGGCCCAGAGCGGGGCGGAGCUGGCGCUGUGGGUGCGCGGGAUCAACGUGGCGGCCGCGCUCUGCUCCAGCCCCCCCUUCCCCGCGGCCGUGGGGUCCCGGCGCCGCUUCGUCAGACCCGUGCUGCCCUCGGCCCCGAGCCGCUGUCCCCCGGAGCAGCAGCUGGCCCAGCUGCGCCGCUGGUUGGGGACAGUGACGUGCCAGCUCCUGGAGCACCAGCGGCACCAGCCCGAGGGACGGGGACGGGAGCGGGAGGAGCACCGGGCACACGGGGACUUCCUGCUGGAGGAGCGCCACCGCUCGCAGACGUACGUGCAGGCUCUGGGGACGUGGCUGCGCGGGGACAGCGGGGACAGCGGGGACAGCGCCGGCCUUGGUGACCUCGGGGACGUCGCAGGGGAUCCCGAGGCCCUUGGGGACAUGGGGCCGUGUCCCGGGGCCCUUGGGGACAUGGAUCAGUGUCCCCCCGGGCCAGCCCCCCUGACCAAGGCUCACUCCAGCCCCUCGCUGGUCCCCGAGCCCCCCCCGGGGCUGCCGGGCCGCGUGCGGAGACACAUCUCAGAGCGCAGGGCCAGCCGGGUCCUUGUCCCCAAGCGCCACCGCGACCGCCUGUGACACCGGGACUGUCCCCAAGUGCCACAUCUCAGAGCGCAGGGCCAGCCGCGUCCUUGUCCCCAAGCGCCACCGCGACCGCCUGUGACACUGCCACUGUCCCCAAGCGCCACCGCGACCGCCUGUGACACCGGGACUGUCCCCAAGUGCCACAUCUCAGAGCGCAGGGCCAGCCGCGUCCUUGUCCCCAAGCGCCACCGCCACCGCCUGUGACACUGCCAACCCUCUGGGACUGUCCCCAAGCGCCACCGUGACCGCCUGUGACACCGCCACUGUCCCCACCCUCCAGGACUGUCCCCAAGUGCCACAUCUCAGAGCGCAGGGCCAGCCGUGCCCUUGUCCCCAAGUGCCAUUGCGACCGCCUGUGACAGUGCCAACCCCUGGGACUGUCCCCAACCCCUCCAGGAGUGUCCCCAAGUGCCACCACCACAUCUCAGAGCACAGGGCUCAGCCGCGUGCUUGUCCCCAAGCGCCACCGCGACCGCCUGUGACACCUGCUACUGUCCCCAAGUGCCACUGAGACCGCCUGUGGCACCGGGAGUGUCCCCAACCCCUGGGACUGUCCCCAUGUGCCACAUCUCAGAGCGCAGGGCCAGCUGUGCCCUUGUCCCCAAGCGCCACCGCGACCGCCUGUGACAGUGCCAACCCCUGGGACUGUCUCCAGCCCCCCCAGGAGUGUCCCCAAGUGCCACCACCACAUCUCAGAGCCUUUGUCCCCAAGCGCCACUGAGAGCAGCUGUGACACUCCGGAAGUGUCCCCAAGUGCCACAUCUCAGAGCGCAGGGCCACCCGUGCCUUUGUCCCCAAGUGCCACCGCGACCGGGUGUGACACCCGGCAGUGUCCCCAAGUGCCACCCACACCGGUGUCCCCGAGCGCCACUGAGAGCGGCUGUGACACCUGGGAUUGUCCCCAAGUGCCACCAGGACCGGCAGUGCCACCCCCGCCCCCCCGUGUCCCCUCCCGGUGACAA
This is a messenger RNA of Catharus ustulatus (Swainson's thrush), 6051 nucleotides long. RefSeq lists its product as uncharacterized. The record is from RefSeq and is a predicted model, not a curated record. The transcript is spliced from 15 exons. The coding region runs from base 329 to 5083 and encodes 1584 amino acids. Gene Ontology annotation, cellular component: ruffle membrane. Gene Ontology annotation, biological process: regulation of ARF protein signal transduction. Gene Ontology annotation, molecular function: guanyl-nucleotide exchange factor activity. Lineage: Eukaryota; Metazoa; Chordata; Aves; Passeriformes; Turdidae.